GUGGGGGUCUGACAAGAUACAUGUUUGAAUGUUCCGUCAUCACUCUCUCUCUUUCUUUCUGCUUCCUUACAAGUCAACGCUAUACAUCUACACUAGCAACAGUAGUGUUUGUCAGGGUUGAACGGAAAACUAGCAUUUGUUCAACAACAUGAUGGCGGAGAAGAUAUUACCGGUGACUUUAUUCGUCUCCGUUUUGUUAGUCUUGAGUGUGGACCAGGCUAGUUCAGAUGAACCAGAUCAUCGGUACAGACAAGGAGACCAGGUUCCCUUCUAUGUUAACAAAGUCGGACCCUUUCACAAUCCUAGCGAAACCUACCGUUAUUUUGAUCUUCCGUAUUGCUUGCCAGAUAGUGCGAAGGAGAAAAGGCUGUCUCUUGGUGAAGUACUGAAUGGCGAUCGUUUGGUAAGUGGGCCUUUCCCUAUUGAAUUUCUACGCGAAAGAAAAUCUGUACCUGUUUGCAAGAAGAAGUUAUCAAAGGAAGAUGUUGCCAAGUUUCGAGCUGUUGUUCAUGAGGACUAUUAUUAUCAAAUGUAUUUUGAUGACUUGCCCAACUGGGUGUUCUUGGGGAUGGUUGAUAAGAGGCAACAAAGAUACUACCUGUUCAAUCAUAUCCAUUUAAAUAUUUAUUACAAUAAGGAUCGUGUGAUUGAGAUUACGUCUCACACGCAUACGAAUGCGGUGGUGGAACUUACUGAGGAUAAAGAGGUAGAUGUGGAGUUUCUGUCUACAGUGGAGUGGAAUGAAACAGAUUUCCCUUUUGAGAAGAGGAUGACUAAGUACUCUCAGUCAUCUUCGUUGCCUCGUCAUUUAGAGAUCCAUCGGAAUUCCGUUAUAAAUUCAUGCAUGGCAGUUCUUCUUCUUGCUGGAUUUCUUGCCGCAAUCUUGCGAAUCCUUAACAAUGACUCUGUCAAAUAUGCUAAUGACGAGGAAUUAGCCGCAGAUCAGGAAGAGACUGGUUGGAAAUGCAUUCAUGGAGAUGUAUUUAGGUAUCCCAAGCACAAGUCUCUGUUUGCAGCCUGCCUCGGUUCCGGAACCCAGCUAUUGACUCUCACGGUCUUCAUUUUUAUUUUGGCACUCGUAGGAGUGUUUUAUCCAUACAACCGGGGGGCUUUACUCACCGCAUUGGUUGUCUUAUAUGCUCUCACAUCAGGAAUUGCAGGAUACACAGCAACCUCAUUUUACUGUCAGCUUGGAGGAACAAACUGGGUUAGAAAUCUAUUGUUGACAGGAUGUCUCUUCUGUGGACCUCUCUUCCUCACAUUUUGCUUCCUGAAUGCUGUUGCAGUUGCUUAUACUGCCACUGCAGCUCUUCCUCUUGGCACGAUUGUUGUGAUAGCUCUUAUAUGGACACUUGUAUCAUCUCCUUUGCUCGUUUUAGGUGGAAUUAUUGGGAAGAAUAGCAAGGCUGAGUUCCAAGCUCCUUGUCGCACCGCCGAAUAUCCCAGAGAGAUUCCACCAUUGCGAUGGUAUCGGCAAACAAUUCCUCAAAUGGCAAUUGCGGGAUUUCUGCCAUUCAUUCUUAUACAGACCGAACUUUACUACAUCUUUGCUAGUGUGUGGGGUCACAGGAUUUAUACCUUUUACAGCUUCUUGUUCAUCAUCUUUAUUACUCUUCUGAUAGUCACUGCUUUAAUUACGGCCACAUUGACCCAUUUACAACUUGCUGCUGAGGACCACAGAUGGUGGUGGAGGUCUUUUCUCUGUGGCGGAUCAACUGGCUUAUUUAUAUAUGCCUACUGCUUUUAUUACUACUACGCACUCUCAGAUAUGUCUGGUUUCAUGCAAACCUCCUUCAUAUUUGGGUACAUGGCUUGCAUCUCUUUUGGCUGCUUCCUUAUGCUGGGCACUGUAGGUUAUCUUGCAGCUUUGCGUUUUGUCCGGCAUGUAUAUGGUUCAAUCAAGUGUGAGUAGCCUGUGAGCCCUCGUCGGAGCAACUCUAAUCCAGGUGCUAAAUGGAGAUCCAAAAAUAAAAUAAAAAAGUAAUAUUUAACUUU
Populus trichocarpa (black cottonwood) is the source of this 1995-nucleotide messenger RNA. RefSeq names its product transmembrane 9 superfamily member 2. The record is from RefSeq and is a predicted model, not a curated record. Gene Ontology annotation, biological process: protein localization to membrane. The coding region runs from base 149 to 1912 and encodes 587 amino acids. The transcript has 7 exons. Gene Ontology annotation, cellular component: membrane. Lineage: Eukaryota; Viridiplantae; Streptophyta; Magnoliopsida; Malpighiales; Salicaceae.